This is a messenger RNA of Heterocephalus glaber (naked mole-rat), 2354 nucleotides long. RefSeq names its product neuropeptides B and W receptor 2 (gene Npbwr2). Gene Ontology annotation, molecular function: neuropeptide binding; neuropeptide receptor activity. Gene Ontology annotation, biological process: neuropeptide signaling pathway. Lineage: Eukaryota; Metazoa; Chordata; Mammalia; Rodentia; Bathyergidae. Gene Ontology annotation, cellular component: plasma membrane; neuron projection. The record is from RefSeq and is a predicted model, not a curated record.
CCUGCCUGCUGCCUGCCUGCCUCUGACGAGCAAGCACAUCAGCACUGCCACAGGGUCGGGAACCUGGCUGGAAGCUGGCUGGGGCUGAGGCAUCUGCCAUCAGGGCAGGUCCUGAAAGCCCCCUCGCAUCAGCGAGGACUAGCUUGCAGCCCCACUGGGCAUCUGUCAGUUGAGUCUGCACCUCCACUCCCACGUCUGCCUGCAUUCUGCCACCGACUUGUAGCCACAAGUCUCCAGACAGAAUCCAGCCCAAGGAAAUCCCUGCCCAGACACGCACCUCCAAGCCCCACACAAUGCAGGCUGCUGCAUGCACAAAGCCGCCUGAGACCAGAAGCACCUCCUUCCUCACCUCCAUGAAUGGCAGCCGCUCCCAGGAAGGCAGCACUGAGCCCAACACCACCUCCACCGAGCCGCUGUCAGCUCUCUACGUGCUCCUGCCGGCUGUGUACUCUGUGCUCUGCGCCGUGGGGCUGACUGGGAACACGGCUGUCAUUUAUGUGAUCCUGAGGGCCCCCAAGAUGAGGACAGUGACCAACGUGUUUGUCCUGAACCUGGCUGUGGCUGACGGGCUCUCCAUCCUGGUGCUGCCAGCCAACAUUGCAGAGCACCUGCUGCAGCGCUGGCCCUUCGGGGAGCCUCUCUGCAAGCUGGUGCUGGCCAUCGACCACUACAACAUCUUCUCCAGCGUCUACUUCCUGGCUGUGAUGAGCGUGGACCGCUACCUAGUGGUGCUGGCCACCGUGCGGUCCCGCCGUGUGCCCCGGCGCACCCAGCGGGGAGCAAAGGUUGCUAGCCUGUGUGUCUGGCUGGGCGUCACCAUCAUGGUUCUGCCCUUCUUCUCCUUUGCUCGUGUCUACAGCAACGAGCUGCAGGUGCCCACCUGUGGGCUGAGCUUCCCCCAGCCAGAGAGGGCCUGGUUCCAGGCCAGCCGCAUCUACACACUGGUACUGGGCUUUGCACUGCCUGUGUGCACUAUCUGUGUGCUCUACAUGGACCUCCUGCGCCGGCUGAGGGCCAUGCAGCUCCACUCAGGCGCCAAAGCCCUAGGCAAGGCCAAGAGGAAGGUGACAGUCCUGGUCCUCACCGUGCUGGCUGUGUGCCUCCUCUGCUGGACGCCCUUCCACCUGGCUUCUGUGGUGGCCCUGACCACAGACAUGCCCCAGACAUCCCUUGUCAUUGGCAUCUCCUAUACCAUCACCAGCCUCAGCUAUGCCAACUCGUGUCUCAACCCCUUCCUGUAUGCCUUCCUGGACGACAGCUUCCAAAAGAAUUUCCGCACCAUGUUUCUGUGCCAAGGGCCCUGAGAACCACCAGCCACUCCUCCCAGGUCAGGGGACGUCCUGCCUGUUUACAGCACACCACACCCCUAUGUUCCCCACAGGCACAGACCCUGCAAAGGGCCGCCACCAAGAAGGACCAGUGUAGUGUGGUCCUGUCCUUGUCUCUGCUUCCUGGACAACUGCAAGGACUCAGAUCCUGGUAGCAGGCACCUUGAAUCUGGUCACCCAAAGAGGAUGGACGGACAGAUGGCCCCCCAGAACCCUUCCAUCUCCUCUCUGGAACCCAGGCUUCCUGAUAACAGAGGCCUAGAAGGGAAGGGACCCAAGCUGUAAGCUUGUCCUGGAGCUGGUGCUGUGCUCCACAGUGGGAGCCCCUGGGCUCCUUCAGACAGGACAGGGAGGUGACAAAGGUGUAGGUACCACGGAGCGCAAAGCCAAGUGUUUCUGAUGAGGCUGAGGACAUGGGUAUCAAAUGAAGCCACAAAAUGCAUCAACGGCCUGAAACCCAAUGACAGCUCACCAGGGGACCCAUCCCCUUGUACCCCACCCCCUCAGCCGUGGCCCCUUCAUAUCCUGAUGUAGGACACAGGGCCCUUCUGCCAGAGCCCUCAGCCCCAUCCCCUAAGGGCCGGCUGACCCUUGGAGGACCUGGCAUCUGAAGUCCUCUCCGUCUUGAUUGGGCCUGGGAGCUGGACUCAGCCAGCAGAAGCUGGAACUGUGGGGAAGCACAGGCUGCUCAGAAACCACUGCCACCUGGCGGGCCUAGGCCUGGCUGCCAGCUAUUCUACACCUACCAUGUCUCUCUGGCCUCACCCAAUGGCAAAGUCACCACGUGGAUUUCAGACCUGGGGCCCUGAUAUGUAGGCCCAGCAUUCAUCACCCCUGGGCGCUCAGGGCAUGUGCCCCUGCCCCCACUCCAAGCCUCCUGGGCAACUAGGCCUUUGCCUGAAUUCAGAACAGCACCAGCCCCCUGCCCACUGUCCCCUGCAUACCUCCAACUCCAAACAACCCAGAUGUUGCCUCUGCCCAGCAUCUUCCUUGUUCCUACACUGUAUUAGAUGCCUAUUGCUGUAU